Messenger RNA from Mastomys coucha (southern multimammate mouse), 4223 nucleotides. Its product is annotated as zinc finger and BTB domain-containing protein 7A-like. The coding region runs from base 1100 to 3112 and encodes 670 amino acids. Gene Ontology annotation, biological process: regulation of transcription by RNA polymerase II. NCBI's taxonomy places the organism in Eukaryota, Metazoa, Chordata, Mammalia, Rodentia, Muridae. Gene Ontology annotation, molecular function: protein binding; RNA polymerase II cis-regulatory region sequence-specific DNA binding; DNA-binding transcription factor activity, RNA polymerase II-specific. The transcript is spliced from 6 exons. The record is from RefSeq and is a predicted model, not a curated record.
ACGCAGUCUCAUAUUUUUAAUAGCCGCACAAACGAAACGUCUAUGCUUUUAUUUACUACUAUAAGGCGCCGUAUAAGAAAAUGUGCUCUAUGGGAGAUAGUGCUGUCUUUAAAAAAACCAAAAUGCAUAGCCGAAAAAUUAUAAAGUAAGCCAGUAUGAAAUUAAAGAAAUAGUAAUCAAAGAAAGACAUUAAAAAUAUGUUUUCUAGUCAUUAGAUUGGCUUAGAAUCAGGAAAACCCGGGGCUAUGAAAAUGCCAGAAAAGGUCCUAGUUUCUACAAGGAAGUAGUUUUUUGAUGGGGGUGGUGGUUUUUUUCUGAACACAAAGGGCGGGGGAAGAGCGGGUCUGAAUGCACUAGUGAAAUCAUGUUGCUACCAAGCGGCUAUCUUUAUAAGAUAUAAACAAAGGCCAGGAGUGUGUUUUCUUUAUGCUCGAGUUUGGCUGGCUGUUCUGGAAGGGACCAGUGAAGAUACAAAGAGACAAAAAAAUAAAAGGAAGGCUAAAGCCAACAGACCAGAGUGCCCCACCGUUUAGCUCCGGAGGGUGCCCCGGAAGUGGACUCGCAAUUGAUUGACAUGUAAUUUCUUCAAAUUAGAGCCUGGAAACCAUGGCAGCAGUAGGAAGAUCCGGCUGUUUUAAAGUUGCGGUUCCGGUGUUAAGAAUGCCAAGGAUGAUGGGAAGCCUGAAUUUAUCCGUUUGUAGGGAACUCCACCCACAGUUCCCUCCGGCCUGAGCAUUUUGUUCCGGCACCGGUGCGAGGUGGCUGCUUUUCCUGGAAAACAUCUGACGCCAUGAGGUGCCAGACCCUGGAUACCUGAGACACAUCAUCUUGCUUCUCAGGUUUGGAAUGCAUAAUUAUGAGAAAUAAAAACAAAAAAGAUCUCCAGAAAGAAGCCAAGGACCGUGCAGAGUACCUUCCAGCACCAUGAGCACUAAUCAGUCAGUCAGUAAUGAUGAACUUCUAGUUGGGCUCCAGCUCAAUUUUCUCAUGUUUGAUGAUAGUUCCUGAUCAAGCUCACAGCUGCCAGCAAGCACUCUACUACUGAACUGCACCAUCUCUCCAGCCCAUGCUUACUCUUGAAUAGCCACAAAAAUAUUCAAUGUUCCGGACGCUCCGGGAGGAGGAGAAAGGUUCCUUCACAAGACUGGACGUUCCCUCCCCGGGGGAGGGUGUGGUGUCCCGGGGCCUCUGGGCUUCAGGUGAGGCCUGGGAUGCGCGGCCUGGCGCGGGGGAGGUGACGGGCGGACCCAGAUCCGGGGUAAUUUGCAUCGCCCUCCCCCCAGCCCGGGUGGGGAUUGGCCGGGCAGCGGCGGAGGGUGGUGCGGGGCCUCAGAGCCGCCAGCCCACCGCAGCCAUCAUCAAGGUCACCAGCUCCUGCGCGCCAUCCGCAAAGGAGAUGUCUCGGAAGAUGGCUGGCGGCGUGGACGGCCCCAUCGGGAUCCCGUUCCCGGACCACAGCAGCGACAUCCUCAGCGGCCUGAAUGAGCAGCGGACUCAGGGGCUACUGUGCGACGUGGUUCUCCUGGUGGAAGGACGUGAGUUCCCCGCACACCGCUCAGUGCUGGCCGCCUGCAGCCAGUACUUCAAGAAGCUGUUCACAUCGGGACCUGUCGCGAACCAGCAGAAUGUGUACAAGAUCGACUUUGUGAACGCUGAGGCGCUGAAGGCGCUCAUGGACUUCGCCUACACCGCCACACUCACGGUCAGUACGGCCAAUGUGGGCAACAUCCUGAGGGCAGCACGGCUGCUGGAGAUCCAGGCCGUGAGCCACGUGUGCUCCGACCUGCUAGAGCGCCAGAUUCUGGCGGCUGAUGAUGUGGGUGAUGCGGGCCAGUCCGAUGGCACCAUAGACCAGCGCAACCUACAGCGUGCCAAGGAGUACCUGGAGUUCUUCCGCAGCAACCCCAUGAAUAGCCUGCCCCCCAUUGCCUUCCCGUGGUCAGGCUUUGGUGUCCCCGACGACGGCCUGGACACCACCAAGCAGGCCGUGGCUGCCGCUGUGACUGCUGUGACUGCUGUGGCUGCUGUGGCCGCAGAUGACUGCAAUGGCUUGGACAUCUAUAGCCCAGGACCCCCAACCGAUCGGCCCCCAGUGGGCAAUGGAGAACAGGGUAAGAGCACCCCAGGGCUGUGGCCUGAGCGGAAUGAAGAUGCCCCGCCCGGAGGGCUCUUCCUGACACCGCCUACUGCCCCUCAGGCCACCGCGCAGAUCGGCCACUAUGGCCGUGCAGGGGCCCGCACCAAUGAGGAAGAAGUGGCGGCGCUCUCCAAGGCUGCCCUCGAGCCAGGCGACUCCGCGGGCUUCCUGUCGGGCCCUGCAAAGGGCAAGGAUGGGGACAUUGCUGGUGUGGGCGGGCUAGCAGCCAGUACACUGCUUCAGCAGAUGAUGUCAUCGGUGGCCCAGGCGGGGGAUGUGGAGUCGCGCACCAACGACAUGGGCGCCAUGGACUACUGCCUGAAUUACAGCAGUGGAGCCCAUGAGGGUGAUAUGGACCCUGCCUGGUUACAGAAGGCCGCCGAGAAGAAAAUCCGGCCCAAGGCUUUCCAGAAGUGUCCCAUCUGCGACAAGGUGAUUCAGGGUGCGGGCAAGCUGCCUCGUCACAUCCGCACGCACACAGGCGAGAAGCCCUUUGAGUGUCACAUCUGCAAGGUUCGAUUCACCAGACAAGACAAGCUGAAGGUGCACAUGCGGAAGCACACCGGAGAGAAGCCAUACCUGUGCCAGCAGUGUGGCGCAGCCUUCGCGCACAACUACGACCUGAAGAACCACAUGCGGGUGCACACGGGGCUGCGGCCAUACCAGUGUGAUAGCUGCUUCAAGACCUUCGUGCGCUCCGACCAUCUGCACAGACACCUCAAGAAGGACGGCUGCAAUGGGGUCCCCUCGUGCCGCAGCUACAGGCCUCUUGUGCAGGGUGUGCUACCUGAUGCCCCCGCUGGGGCCUGCGCCUCCCCCGGGCUCCCGGACGCCCCGCCCAGUGGCCAGGAGAAGCACUUUAAGGACGAGGAGGAAGAGGCCAGCCCCGACGACUUGGGCCACGUGAAUGUAGCUGGCAGCGGAGGAGACGAUGUGCCACUGCCGGGGGUAACUUCCCAACCUGACUCGUAUUAAAAUAAACCAAAACCAGCCAACCAAAAAACAAAAAACCCUAAGAACAGAGAGAAACCACCACCCACCCCCAGCACCAGAAGUAAGCAGUUCUCUGUCCAGAUGCCCUCCAUCCAUCCCUGCGGACAUGUGUGCGUAUAUAUACCUUGGCCGCGGGUGCCUGCCUUUCUCCGAUCCCCAUCUGCUCCUGUGCCUCUCGCCCCAUCCACCAAGGGGCCCCACCCAGCGGCCCAGCCUGCUCCUGGCCGAGGCGAGGGUGAUGAGGACACCAGGACAGGCGCCCGGCUCCUUGCUGGUUGGUUUGGGGGGGGGUGUGUGUCUUAGACAGAUCUUAAAUGCUUUGUCCACUGUGACUGGAUGUUAAAAUGGUCCCCAGCUCCAGCCCUCCUUCCUCAGGGCACUUAAAGAAGGGGGUGUCCCCUCAGCCUGCCUCCCUACCUUUGGCCUCACAUCUCUGUACGUCCACCCUGGCCACCACUGGCAUAGAAAUCUAAUUAUUCCCAAGCCUGGAUAGCCAGAGCGGGGAUUUGGGGGAUCGCUGGGGUCCCUGCCACCCUCCUUCAUGGCACUUACACCUGACGGGGCCCUCGGGGCCACUGCUCAGGGUGACUCUGGCCAUGCCCCCACCCCGUGUUCAGAGACUGAAAAUUCGUCAUCAUGCCAUGCCCCACUUUUUAAGGCACUUUUUAAAUCUAUUUCCCUUUUUCCUCCUUAAAGACAGUUUAUAUAGAGAUAGAGAUAAAUAAAAUAUUCUUUUCCCCAGAGGAGCCGACAGCAGUUUUGGGUGGACGUAACCAAGAUCAGAGGUAACCCCAGGAACUCAGGCAGAGACAGGCGAGGGAGUGAGAGAGGCCACAGCUUAAUGUCACAAAAUAGGAAUAAACCCCCAAGAUUUUAGUAAACACAAAGGGAGAACAUUUUUUAAAAAACAGUAAAAGUAGUAACAGCCAGGUGGGGAUCUUGGCACUUUGUAAUUGAACGGGUACUUUUCAUUCUUAUGAAAUGUUUACAAGUUGCACCUAGCUUCUAUGAAAAAUUGAAGAGAGAGCAAGAGCAGUGGGAAGUAGCUAAGUCAUUUUAUUUUUAUAUGAAAUAAAAGAAUCCCCCUCCAAAG